AUGGAUAUAGGUACAAGGAAAAAGUCAUUUAAAUUUCAUGUUAAAUCAGCUAGCACAUCUAAUAUGUUUGCAAGUCCAUAAUCAACAAAUACUCCUGUUACUGGAAGGUCUGUUGCAUAAUUUGUUUCUAUACCCUUUCUUUCUUUUAAAUAAUGUGAGAUGAAGAAGUACAUAUUAAAUGAAGAGAAGGAAUAUCUCAAAAGAAAGCAGAUCAUAGAAUCAGGUUAUUUAACAUAGAGAGGUAUGUCAAAGUUUUUAAAACCUAAUCGUAAUUACAUCAUUCUUUAUUUAGGAUUGAAAUGGCAAAAAAAUGACUUAAAAAUUCAUGAUACCAUUUUAAAAACUAAAUUAAAUAUAGCAGAUAUUAUUUUAAAUGCUAAAGGAGGAUAAUCUCGUAGAGAAUUUUUAAUUGAAAAAAUACAGAAUUAAAUUGAAAGUCCUUAAUAAAUUAUUAGUCAAAGAACUAUUAAAAGUGAACAUACAGUUUAAAUAUUUAUGGAUCGAUUGAAAUUUUAAUCAAUGCCAUAAAAACUAAAAGGAGAAUCUUAAUCCCCUUCAAGGUCAAUUUAAUCUUAAAAGUUUAUCUUCAAUUCUUCAACAACCUAUUAAACAGAAUGA
Messenger RNA from Paramecium pentaurelia, 618 nucleotides. The record is from the annotation of a GenBank genome assembly. NCBI's taxonomy places the organism in Eukaryota, Ciliophora, Oligohymenophorea, Peniculida, Parameciidae.